ACAGGGGAAAGAAGAAACUGUAUUAACCUCUAUUCUUAAGUUAUAUUCGAAGGGGAAAAAAAUAAAAAAUAAAAAUGGGUGUUUUAAUUCGCCCUUUACUUCUUCCAUUUGUUCUUUUCUGUAUGUUUCAAACGCCUGCCCUUGCCGUUAAAAAGUCUUAUAUAGUGUACAUGGGAGGACAUUCAACUGUCCUGGAGUCUUCGUUUGCUGACGUUAAAGCUAUAACGAAUUCUCAUUACGAGCUUCUUGGAUCACUAUUAGGAAGCCCUCAGAAGGCUCAGGAUGCAAUGUUUUACUCGUACCAAAGAUAUAUUAAUGGAUUUGCAGCAAACCUCGAGGAGGAAGAAGCAGCAGAGAUUGCAAAGGAUCCAAAUGUAGUAUCAGUUUUAUUAAACCAAGGAAGAAAACUGCACACAACAAGGUCAUGGGAUUUUAUGGGACUUGAGAGAAAUGGAGCAAUUCCAGCCGAUUCAGCAUGGAACAUUGCCAAGUUCGGGGAAAAUACAAUAAUUGGAAACUUCGACACCGGUGUUUGGCCGGAAUCGGAAAGCUUCAACGAUGAAGGGAUGGGUCCCAUCCCGUCGAAGUGGCGCGGCGUCUGUCAAAGUGAAAACAAUGAUGGAGUUCGUUGCAACAGGAAGCUGAUCGGCGUAAGGUACUUCAACAAAGGUUAUGCUGCAUAUGCAGCCAAUCGCAAUAUUCAACUGAACGCCUCCACCUUCACAGCUCGAGACCACAGCGGACAUGGAACCCAUACCUUAUCUACGGCAGGCGGUAGCUUUGUACCGGGAGCUAAUGUCUUAGGAUAUGGUAAUGGCACCGCCAAGGGUGGAUCGCCCAAGGCCCGUGUGGCUGCCUACAAGGUCUGCUGGCCACCGGUCGAUGGCGGUGAGUGUUUUGACGCGGAUAUCAUGGCUGCCAUUGAUGCUGCAAUAGCCGAUGGCGUUGAUGUGAUGUCAUUAUCUCUGGGUAGCGGCCCUCAGGAAUUUUUUGGAGAUGGGAUAGCAUUAGCCUCCUUCCAUGCUAUUAAAAAUGGCAUCACUGUGGUUACCUCCGCUGGCAACGAUGGGCCUGGUCCUGGGACUGUUACAAAUAUCGCGCCAUGGAUGCUCACGGUUGGAGCUAGUACCAUGGACCGAGAUUUCACUAGUUAUGUUUCUCUUGGCAACAAGAUGCAUAUCAAGGGAUCAAGCCUUUCUGUUACAGCCCUGCCGUCUGAUAAAUUAUUUCCAUUGACCAGUGCUGCAGAUGCUAAAGCUGCUAAUGCAUCCGCUGAUGAUGCUCUACUGUGUCAGGCUGGAGCUCUUGAUCCCACGAAGGUGAAAGGCAAGAUUUUGGUGUGUAUUCGAGUGAAUGCAAGAGUUGACAAGGGGUAUCAGGCUUAUUUAGCAGGUGCUGUGGGUAUGAUAUUGGCUAAUAAUGUGAGCGAUGGGAAUGGAAUUCUAGCAGAUGCUCAUUUGCUCCCUGCUUCACAUAUUAGUUACACUGACGGCCAACAUGUCUUGGCUUACAUUCGCAGUACCAAGAACCCAGUAGCUUCCAUAACUCCUGUAAUGACACAACUAGACACAAAGCCAGCUCCAAUAAUGGCUUCAUUCUCAUCAGUGGGACCCAAUCUCGUUGAACCAGCAAUCCUCAAGCCUGAUAUAACUGCACCUGGGGUGAGUGUAAUGGCUGCCUACAGCGAAGCAGUAAGCCCAACCGAUAUAGAAUUUGAUAAACGCCGUGUUCCUUUCAAUUCGGUCUCUGGCACUUCCAUGUCCUGCCCUCAUGUUUCUGGCAUUGUUGGCCUCAUUAAAUCGGUCCAUCCUAGCUGGAGUCCAGCAGCUAUCAAAUCGGCAAUCAUGACCACCGCAAAAACCCGUGAUAACAACAUGCAGCCAAUUCGGGACUCGUCCAAUCUGAAAGCCACGCCACUGGAUUAUGGUGCAGGACAUGUGCAACCAAACCGUGCAAUGGACCCGGGACUGGUUUAUGAUCUCACUGUGGAUGACUACUUCAACUUUUUAUGUGCUCGGGGCUAUAACAAGACCUUGAUGCGAUUAUUUUCGGAUAAGCCAUAUGAAUGUCCCAAGUCUUUCCGCCUGGAAAAUUUCAAUUACCCUUCGAUCACUGUUCCUAAUCUCAUUGCAAACCCCGUGACUGUUACGAGAACAGUAACCAAUGUUGGUUCUGCGAACGGUGGUGCGUACAAGGUUAGUGUGAAGGAACCGGCAGGGGUUAUGGUGUCAGUUGAACCUACUUCACUGGAUUUUAAAUCAAUCGGUGAAAAGAAGAGCUUCAAGGCUACUUUCAAACUCAAGACCUCAUCUAAGAUUGAAGAUUUUGUAUUUGGACAGUUGGUGUGGUCAGAUGGCAAACACGUCGUCAGGAGUCCUAUUGCAGUCAGCUCCACUGGCGAUCAAAUAAAGAUUAGCUAGGCCGUCAUGAAUUUAAUUUAUUAAAUUAUUUGCUACCUCUUCAUCAAAAUUAAAUUAUUUAUAAGUACUUAGCUAUGCAUGCAAUAUGCAUGCAUUGUUUCUGAAUAACAAAUGAAAUAGGCGUCUU
Messenger RNA from Juglans microcarpa x Juglans regia, 2547 nucleotides. RefSeq names its product subtilisin-like protease SBT5.4. NCBI's taxonomy places the organism in Eukaryota, Viridiplantae, Streptophyta, Magnoliopsida, Fagales, Juglandaceae. The record is from RefSeq and is a predicted model, not a curated record. Gene Ontology annotation, molecular function: serine-type endopeptidase activity. Gene Ontology annotation, biological process: proteolysis.